Sinocyclocheilus anshuiensis is the source of this 6134-nucleotide messenger RNA. RefSeq lists its product as uncharacterized. The record is from RefSeq and is a predicted model, not a curated record. Gene Ontology annotation, biological process: cell-cell adhesion mediated by cadherin; multicellular organism development; adherens junction organization. Gene Ontology annotation, cellular component: plasma membrane; adherens junction; catenin complex. NCBI's taxonomy places the organism in Eukaryota, Metazoa, Chordata, Actinopteri, Cypriniformes, Cyprinidae. Gene Ontology annotation, molecular function: calcium ion binding; beta-catenin binding; cadherin binding. The coding region runs from base 333 to 5219 and encodes 1628 amino acids. The transcript is spliced from 15 exons.
CAGUAUUUUACUCAGUACUUGUCAUUGAACACCGACAGACUUACUCAGCGCAGGAAAGAAAGUCCACGCAAUAAGAUCGACAUUACAAGGGCAUACAACCCUCUGUGGGAAACUGAGUAAAACAUUUCACCAGCACCAAAACACAGAAGCUUUGCUAGAUAGAGAGAGAUACAUAAAGUGAACACAACUGACUUAAACUGGAUGAAGGCGGUGUAAUGGAGGAAUAAGUGGAGAAGAGUGAAAAGAGAAGAACGAAAGAAUGAAGACAAGUGGAAAGCAAACACGUCUUUUCAACAGUUGUUGGUUAAAUUAAUACAUAACAAUCGGACGACAUGAUUGACAGGAGGCUGCUCCUGUUGGUGUCCCUCUGUUUUGUAGGAGGAGGUUGUGUCACUAAGAUUGUUCAGAGAAGGGGAGUGAGCUCAAUUCAUGCCCAGCAUACAGGAAAUGGAGCAACUGACCAAUGGGAUACAAGUCCGGAGAGGAAUGGCAAUACAAUGACAAGACUCAAAGAACUGAUUGGUCCUGAGGAAGUUGAAGAGCAGAUUACAGUUCACCAGAGCCAUGGAGCUUCUCCUGUCUUCACCAAGGAAAACUUUGUUGGGUUUAAUGCCAAACCUCCAGUACAAAUAAACGAAGACUCCGAUCAAGCAGAUUUAAAGGUACAAGCACCAAUCGAUGACACUAGAGACAUUUUAGAGUUUAAAAGAAGUAGAAAUAACACAAAGAAAGGUGGAAGAGUUGACAAAUGGAUCCCGAUGCACCACAGGACAACUUCUGGCAUACACUUCAACAGAACCAGAUUCAAAAUCCCUUCAAGAUCCAGAGCAAGUUCAAAUUCUGCUGUUCACACAACAGCGGGUACAAAAGCAGUCACUCCAGAUUCGCCUCGGAAAUUGAACCUGACUGGAAGCUUAUUAAAACUGAUAUCUAAAGAGAACCUUGUACGGAUUGUGAAUUCCCAGCUUCAGAGUGUCUCAGGUCUAAAUAUUCCAGUUAAAAUGAGUCACAGUAGGAAAAGGGAUUUGAUCAACAUGGAUCACAGUCAGGUGGAGGCAUUUAAAAUGAAAAAACAAGACAGGAUAGGCACUCCUGAACUUUAUAACUCGGACAACCAGACUGCGGAGCUACAUUCAAGUACUUCUACAAAUACCAGUUUAAAUUCAGAUCAGAAGGUUCACACUGUCUUUAAACAAUUUAGCGGAUUCAAUAUGGAUCUAGGCGAGGGGGACAGAAAAAUGGAGGUGAGAGGUGCACCGGGCUCUGCUUCAUGGAAGUACAAACACUUUACUACUCACUUAGCAUCAACUCCCCAAAGUGAGAUCAUGCCCGUCACGGAGACGAAUCCCUUGGCUGGUCAGAGCGAUAUGGACAUAUCACACUCUCCAUCUCAGAUUGGCUCGGGACAUCGGCCUGAUGCUUUCAGCUCACUGACUGAGAGGAGUCUUGACAUUAAAGAGGAAUCAGAUCAGAGUGUUCGUAUGCCAUUCGGUGUCACUCAGAAUCCAUUGAUUAAAAUUUCAGAACCCAUUGACAGCAGUCACAUCCUAAAACUCCCACCAGAUCCACAAUGGGGAGGGAAGGAGGUGGAUAUGAGGGGAGACUCUCGCCCUGGCAGAGAUGGACAAGGCCUUGUUUUCCAGGAAAUGGAUGAGGAUGAAGAUGAGGAGCGGAAUCAACAAAAAGGGGAAAUCUCUCGAUCCAGAAGACGACGAAGCUGGAUCUGGAACCAGUUCUUUGUCAUUGAGGAGUAUGCUGGUCCAGAACCAGUGCUCAUUGGAAGGCUUCACACUGACAUGGACAGAGGUGAUGGACGCACUAAGUACGUGCUGCGGGGUGAGGGGGCGGGGUCAGUGUUUGUGAUUGACGAGAAGACGGGCAACAUCCACGUAACCAAGCCCUUGGAUCGGGAGGAGAAGGAUGAAUACCGGCUGAUUGCCACAGCAACAGACAGUCAGACAGAGCGUGCCCUGGAGCCCUCCUCCCAGUUCAUCAUUAGAGUGCAGGAUAUCAACGACAACCCACCUGUCUUCGAGGAAGGACCCUACAGCGCCACAGUACCCGAGAUGGCAAACAUAGGGACCUCCAUCAUCCAGGUGACGGCUUCAGACGCAGACGAUCCCACAUAUGGGAACAGCGCGCGGCUGGUGUACACGCUGGUUCAGGGGCAGCCGCACUUCUCCGUGGAUGCUCAGACAGGCAUCCUGCGUACUGCAGUUCCAGAUCUAGAUAGAGAAGUGCAGGAUCAGUAUCUAGUGGUCCUGCUAGCUAAAGACAUGGGUGGCCAUCUUGGCGGUUUGUCAGGAACGACAACAGUUACCGUACGACUGACGGAUGUCAAUGACAAUCCUCCUCACUUCGUACAAAGUUCCUGGCUAUUCUCUGUGUCAGAGUUGGCGCUGCCAGGGGCAGAGGUGGGUCGGAUCUCAGCAACAGAUGCCGACUUGGGAGACAAUGCCAAGCUAGAGUACACCAUCCUGGACGGAGAGUCAGGGGACACCUUUAACAUCACUGGAGCCAACCAAGAGGCCGUGAUCAUUCUGAACAAGGCAGUGGACUAUGAGAGCCGUAGCUCCUACUCUUUCUCAAUGGAGGUUCUGAACCCCAUCGUGGACCCUCGGUUCCUUCGGCGUGGGCCUUUUAAAGAUCGUGCUUCGAUCAGAGUGGCCGUGCUGGAUGCAGAUGAACCCCCUCGUUUCUCACGGACACGUUACAGAAUGGAUGUGUCUGAGAACUGCCCCCCGGCCUGCACAGUGGGACGGGUCAGUGCCGUGGACCCAGAUACGGGGCUCACAAACAACAUCAGGUUCUCCAUCGAUCCUCAGUCUGACCCAGAAGCUCUGUUCCGCAUCACUCCAGACACCGGACUCAUCACUACGGUGACCGAGCUGGACCGUGAGCACGAGCAGUGGCACAAUAUCACCAUCAUUGCCACACAGAGAGAUAACCCCAGCCAGGUGUCUAGGGUGGUGGUUGCCGUAGAAACAUUGGAUUUAAAUGACAAUGCACCCGAGUUGGACAGGCAGUACACCACGGCCAUGUGUGACUCGGCCUCCAAGGGACAGGUGGUGCAGGUGUUGCGGGCGAUUGAUAGAGACGAGGGAGGAAAUGACAGCACCGUCCAUUUCAACAUCCCUCCGGACUCCAACAUUGCCCUCAACUUCAGCAUCAGGGAGAGUGGAGGCCACACUGCUAGUUUGGUGUUGGCGUCACCUUUGCAGACACUGUCUCGCUUUGCUUCAUCCUCCCUCACUCUCUACGUACCGCUGGUCCUGAGGGACGGGGUCUCUGGCUUGACCAGCACGGGGACAGUCACAGUGUCCGUAUGUCCCUGUCUGAGGGGAGGAGCCCGGGCCGGAGAGAAAGAGAAGCAAAGUGAGGCAGAGUGGGACAGAGAGACGGUUUGUUUGCCCCAGCACUCCUCUUUGCCCUCCCCUGGACUCAGCACUGCCGCCCUGCUGGCCAUUUUAGCCUGUGUGGCCACUCUUUUGGCUGUCAGUGCUUUGUCUCUGUCCCUGCGCAGGCAGAAAAGGGACGCGCUCUCGCCUUUAGAGGAGGAUGAUGUAAGAGAGAAUAUCAUCACGUAUGAUGAUGAAGGAGGGGGUGAGGCUGACACAGCUGCGUUUGACAUCACAGCGUUGCAGAGCGCCCCACAUAACGCACGCAGGGGUUACCGCACCCUGGACAGCAGGAACAUACGUUAUUCACAACAUGGUCAGGACAAGUCUCGGAUGUAUAGCAGCUGGGCUCAGGCUGGAGCGAUGGACCCCGGGCAACGUUAUUCACAACAUGGUCAGGACAAGUCUCGGACGUAUAGCAGCUGGGCUCAGGCUGGAGCGAUGGACCCCGGGCAGUACGCCAGUCAAGGAGCCCCUCUAUAUGGGCGGUUUUGCUACAGCACCCACACCCUCCCAGUGCUGCGUCGCUCACAGGGCCCCUAUGAGCCUGGCAUAUCUGAGUUGGCGUACCGCUUACCUGGGAAUCAACCAGACCAUUCUCUAGUCAUUCAAAACCAGGCAGCUGUGGUUGGACCUCUGGAGCCCGGGGCUAUUUAUGUGCCAACAGCAGAAGCCAGUCAUGGUUCUAAAGAAGGGACAGCAUCUCAGGAUGGAGCCACCACAUUUGAGGGAGGAACGCCAAGGAAGAAUGACUCAAAGGACGAUGCAAGCAGUGAUGCCCAGCAGAGUCAGAGUCAAAGCCAAGAUCUGGAUUGGAAGAAUAAACUCAUCCUUACCUCCCGCUCUAACCCUACUGCUCCUCCCCGUCCCCGACAGGUCCAGCCAGACAUGGCUCCCCGUGAACGAGAGCUGGUGUUGACCCGUUCUGGCUCAGUAGCUGGGCCAGGCCCCACCAGCAGUUGGGUGUGUGACUCCGCCACGCUGCCCCGAGCUGGGCGGCACUCCUCGCGGAGCAGUCUUUCCCGAAGUAGGAGCGGCGCUGGACCUGCCGAGUCCAACCAUCCUGGGGUGGCAGACGCUCCCAACGGAAGCACAGAAAUGCAGUCGGUCUGCAGCAAUUACGCCACCAUCCUGCAGGGGGAGCAGCAGAGGGACUACUCGGGGACUCUGGGACGGGGCGGGCUGGAGAUGGGCAGCGGAUUUGUGGUGGGACGGCCCGAGAGAGAGGCCAGCAUUCCACUGAGUGCUGGGAUAUAUCCGGAAGGUGGCGGGUUCAUGGGAGACUGGCACGAACGGGUGGGGAUAACCGGGUACCCGCUGGGCAGGAGGGAUAUGACGCCCCAGCUGCUUCCAUACCCCAGCCAGGGCCGGGGAGCUUUUGGGGGCAUCCUGGGUUAUGGUGGAGCAUGGCCCUCAGCACCUGAGGAGUCCGGAAGAGGGGCGCCCAUUGGAGGUGCUCACUCUCUCGCCCUAAGGGUUGGCGAGUUCCUGCGUCUGCGCCUUGCGCAGGUGACCUUUGACCCCUCGCAGCCACCGUACGACUCGGUGCAGGUGUACGGGCUGGAAGGCACAGGCUCACGCGCCGGGUCCCUCAGCUCCCUGGACAGUGAGGGAGGCAAAGACGCCGAGAAGGAGGUGUGGGGAUCAGGUCUGGAGGAUUGGGGCCCACAAUUCCAGAAAUUAGCCCAGCUUUUUAGGGAAAGGGAGAAGGAGAACGGAGAAGAUAAAGAAGGAGAUGUAGAAGCCGGCAAAAAGCACAAAGAUAUCGAAUGGGAAGAGAAGGGUGAGCAGUCUGGAGACGAGGAGCAGGCGAAUGUCUGAGAGAGCGAGAAGGAGAGGGGUUGGGUGGGACAGUGAUUAAAAGGCAACAAGAGCUGGAAUAAUGAAAAGUGAAGGGUAAGGAGGGAGAGACAAAGAGGAAAGGUAAUAAGGGAAGACAGGGAAAAAUGAACAGAGAGAGCAAAGGCAGUGGAGAGAGUGAUUGAUGCAAUUUGAAGCAAUAAGUGCUGAAAAGCUGAUGUGUGAGCACAGAGCGGUGCUUCUUUAGCCAGCAUUUAACAUUCCUUAAGUGUGUUUGGCAGUAAGCGAAAAGCAAAGUUCACUGUAUUCCAGAUCACAUUUAAUUACGAUAGAGAAAGAACAAGAUUUCAACUCGAAUUUUUGUGGCAGCGUGAAAGACAACGGCACCACGGGGGAAUGAGAAACACAAGGCCGGAAUAACACAGAUAAAAAGGUAUGGCAACACACGAGGAAAUAGAAAAAUUAAUAUUUGUACAGAAAUUGCUUAUACAGCCACAAAAGCAAGAGAUCUGAAUUAUUCACAAGAAAGCACUGAAUAUUACAGUAAAGUCCUGAAUAAGUGUCUGCACAAAGGUUCUCGGUGUUUACACAUACACACAGAUGAAAACAAACACGCAUCAAUUUUAAACCCUGCUUGGAAAUUCUGCUUUGCGGAUGUCUCAUUGUCAGGGUUCAAAAUGACACAUUUUUGCCAAGAACAGAUUGUAUAUGAAGUUGCUCAAGAAAAAAAAAAAAAAAGAUGACAAAAUUAAAAUGUAGUGAUGCUAAAAUUGUGCAAAACAUAUGCACAAACAACAAUUACUUGUCAAAAAAAAAAAAUCCCACAUUUAAAAAGUGAAGAUUUAUGAGAGCUGACAGGUCUGCUUCAGCUAGAAUGCACUUUUAUACAUGAUGUUCGCAAAUAAAUUACAAAUGUUGUUGUUGUUGUUUUUUUUA